AUGGGCUGUUUUAAAAUAGGCUCCGGUCCACCGAUACCAAGUCUGGAAGGUACAGACCCAAUACUGAAUGGCAACCACGUUUCCAGAUUGGGUGCUGUACAAAAAUGUCUUCACGCCGCGCGCAGGAAAGGAAACAAAAUGUUCGCUGUAGCGAGUGGAGGGAAAUGUUUGUCCGCAGCAGUCGAGUAUUCUGAUGUCGAGAAAAGCUAUACUCAGACAUCCCACGGUUGCAAAAAUGGCAAAGGAGCAACUAAUUACAUGAAUAUUUACAUAGUUAAAGACAGUAACAACGCGGCUUUCAAGAAACCUACAGCCCAAUCAGGCACAAUUAAAGCUUCCUCCUUUGCAACAGAUGGCAGUCAUUACAAUAUAAACACAGAGAAAUGCACUAAAACAACUUCACAGAAGGACCCAUGGUGGCGAGUGGAUUUGGAAAGAGAAGUUUUAGUUCAUGACGUAUAUAUCUACAAACACUCUUAUGUAUCAGUGAACUACUUGCUUCAGAUAAGAGUAGGAAAUCACGACAACCCCAAUCUAAAGAAGAACUCACCGUGUGGGGGAUCUUUUAGAUUUAAACAGUUGCAUUGGAAAAGAAUUCGUUGCCCCUCGCCUCUGAAGGGAAGAUUUGUUAGCAUAACAAGGAUUGUUGGUAAUGGCAUCUUGAAAUUAUGCGAAGUUGAAGUUCGAGAAGAGGGUAAGUUUCACCAACAUUCAUAUCAAAUUUGCAGUUUCCAAAAUGUUUGACCAAAUUGCACUGAGACAAAACCACAAACAUUUAAAUUUGAUUAAAUGGUCAAUAGUUUGUUACGCCAAUAGCGUGAACAGUGGGAAAGCAGGUCUAAGAGGUAAGAAAAAGAAAUAUUCAGCCCUACAAGUUGUUUUUGUUUUCCGGUUCGAUGCAAGGAUAAAAGAAAGGUGGAGAUAAGAUACUUCUUGGUAAGAAGGGGAAUAGGCUGAAACGAAACAAACCUCUCUCGACGCGUUUCGUCGGAUCUUUCCCGCUCUUUCUCGUGUCAAAAAAAGGUUGCUCCAGUUCAGGCCAAUGCGCAGACGCAAGCUGUGUUGU
Molecule: messenger RNA, 1066 nt
Organism: Pocillopora damicornis (cauliflower coral)
Lineage: Eukaryota; Metazoa; Cnidaria; Anthozoa; Scleractinia; Pocilloporidae
Cellular component (GO): membrane
Molecular function (GO): protein binding
Source: RefSeq, a predicted model, not a curated record